Molecule: messenger RNA, 1744 nt
Organism: Octodon degus (degu)
Lineage: Eukaryota; Metazoa; Chordata; Mammalia; Rodentia; Octodontidae
Product: caspase-1
Exons: 9
Coding region: 73-1287 (404 amino acids)
Biological process (GO): regulation of apoptotic process; proteolysis
Cellular component (GO): protein-containing complex
Molecular function (GO): cysteine-type endopeptidase activity; caspase binding
Source: RefSeq, a predicted model, not a curated record
GUGGGUCUCGUUGGGAAGGAAGUGGUACAGCUUUCAUUUUCAUAUCACUCAGGAGUGUAGGCGAGGACAGCCAUGGCUGACAAAAUCCUGAAGGGAAAAAGAAAGGAGUUUGUUCACUCGGUCGGCACAGGUACUCUAAACGGUCUGCUGGAUGAACUGCUACAGAAGCAAGUGCUCAACCAGGAGGAGAUGCAGAUUAUAAAGUGUCAGUAUGCAACGACUAUGGACAAGGCCCGGGAUUUGGUGGACAGCCUCAUCGCUAAGGGGCCCAAGGCCUGCCAGAUCUGUAUUGAUCACAUCUGUGAGGAAGACUGCCACCUUGCUAGGACACUGGGGCUCUUCGCAGGUCCACAAGCAGGAAAUGACUGUAGUACACAGAAUUUCCGAGAAGUGAUCCCCUCUAACUCAGCUUCUCGGGACAUACAGGACAAUCAAGCUUUGUCCAUGUCUUCAGGACCAUCAGGAGGCCUGAAGCCUUGCCCCCUGGAAGUUGCCCAAAAGAUAUGGAAAGAAAAGUCAACGGAGAUUUAUCCAAUAAUGAAUCAGUUGACCCGCACGCGUCUUGCCCUCAUUAUCUGCAACACAGAGUUCGACAGUCUUCCCAAAAGGACUGGAGCUGAAGCUGAUAUCAGAAAUAUGAAAACACUUCUAGAAGGCCUGGGAUACCAAGUGAUUGUGAGAGAAAAUCUCACGGCUUUGGAAAUGGCCACAGAGGUGAAGACCUUCGCAGCCAACCCCCAGCACAAGACCUCUGACAGUACUUUUCUGGUCUUCAUGUCUCAUGGUAUUCUGGGUGGCAUUUGUGGAAAGAAAUACUCUGCAGGAGACGGAGAUGUGCUGCAAGUCAGCAACAUCUUUACAAUGUUGAACAACAGCAACUGUUCAACUUUGGAGGACAAACCCAAGGUGAUCAUCAUCCAAGCCUGCCGUGGAGAGAACAAAGGUGAGGUAUGGUUAAAGGACUCAUCAGAAGACCUUGGAAACAUAAUCCUCUUCGAUCCACAAGAUUUGGAUUAUGAUGGCAUUAAGAAAGUCCACAUAGAGAAGGAUUUUAUUGCUUUCUGCUCUUCAACUCCAGAUAACAUUUCUUGGCGACAUCCUGAAAGGGGCUCUCUUUUUAUUAUAAAACUGAUUGAAAUUAUGAAAGAAUAUGCCUGGUGCUGUGACCUGCAGGAAAUUUUCCGAAAGGUUCAAUUUUCAUUUGAAAUACCACAACCUGUGGCACAGAUGCCCACUACCGAGAGAGUGACUUUGACCAAACACUUCUAUCUCUUCCCAGGACAUUAAAAAUACUUAAGUUGCAUCAGUAUCUGUGUGCAGACUUGGCUGUGCUCAGCGAGGGGAAGAAGGAACUGAAGUGAGAGUCCUAGGACCCCAUCAUGACCUGGCAAAGCGAAGGGAGGAUACUGAGCAUGAUCUCUUUUUCUAUUUAGUUCAGAGCACAUUGAUUUUAAAAUUCUGCACGAGUGGAUGGGUAUUCCUUAGUGGCAAGCAUCAUAUAUCAAAACGUAGUCAGUAGAUUUCAGAAGCCCAAUUUAGGUAGCCACAGUAGGGAAGCAUUUAAACCCAGCAUGGAUUAUUCCUUUUUAUAUGUUUGUCGCAUUGGUAAAGAGACCUUACCUCUUAUAUAUCUUUGAGCAGAACUCUUCCUUAUAUUUGUGUUGUUUCAUUUUCAGUAGGAAGCCAGGAGUUCUGUUUUCUGUAUGAAUGUGUAGAAUCAUGUCUCUUGGAAAAGUCAUUUCUU